Molecule: messenger RNA, 8007 nt
Organism: Taeniopygia guttata (zebra finch)
Lineage: Eukaryota; Metazoa; Chordata; Aves; Passeriformes; Estrildidae
Gene: SLC26A7
Product: solute carrier family 26 member 7
Biological process (GO): transmembrane transport
Cellular component (GO): membrane
Source: RefSeq, a predicted model, not a curated record
UUUCUUACUACAGAACAGUGAUUGGGAAGACACUUCACCCAUAAAAUGGAUCUUGCAUUUCAAUUUCAAUUUCUUUGCCAUCCAGAGAUACAGGAAGCUUAGAGGAAAGCUUAUUGUGGCCUUGCUCCAUAUCAGUCAAGGCAUUUAAAUGCCUGAACAUUUAAAGCUCUUCCAUGCCCUUAUCACUUUGUGUCUGAGCACUUUGUAUCGUACGCAAGGUGCAUGACAUUAUUACAAGAACAAAUGUUACUUUACAAGAAAAAAUGUGAACAGUCUGUGCUGAGAGAGCCUUUGCUGAAUGGAGAGCCAAGAGUAGAAAGGACUAGCUUUGAACAAGAAUGUUUGUCACAAGAAUUUUUGGCACUGCCCAUGUGAAGCCGAUACCUUGCAGUCCCUCUCUGCACUUUGAGCUUGAUACUCUGAAGUUUGAGGUUUCAGCCUACAGAGAGAUUCUGUGUAUGUUUCUGGUAGGACUUAUUGCUACCUGAUGUUCUGCGUUUGCUACAUAAAUAAGCUUUUUGUGUCAUUUAGAAGACAAAAUGCUGAUGGAGUAAGACAAGUCUUCUAGCAUGAGCUUUACUGAGGUCUUAAUGCGUUCCGCCUGCGGCCGGAAAAGCUCCCCCCAGGAGGGACAGGGCUGCUCUCCCGGGCUUGGCAGGGAGAUGCCUGCUCUGCUGGGCACUUCUUGCUCAGAUUAGCAUAGCCCAGCCUAUAUCACACACACACACCCAGUAAUACCUCAUUUUGCCACUGGAAUGAGGCCAAAAGCACAGGCAUUGCAGGGAUAUAAAGCGGGAAGUUACUGGAAAGAAUCACAAACUAACGUGAGACUAGACCAAAUUUUUGCAAACAGCAGAAAAUGUGAUCUUUGUUGUAGAUGGCUCUUGCAUUUAAUGUAGCUGUUUAUAUGAUUGAAGCACUUAAUAAGUGUUUUUAUUGAGUAUAGUUACAGAACAGCUGCAGAAAUCUUAAGUGCUUCUGUUCAUUUUUUUUCUUUGUAGUUUGGAACUGAAAAAAUCUCAGAAGAAAACUGGAGACUGACAGAGAUCAGGGUGAUUCCUCAGCUGUGCACUCCCCUGACAGAAGCACUGUUUUUGUGGGGUAGGAAUGAUGACAGGGGCAAAAAGGAAGAGAAGUACAGUCUGGAGGAAGAUCCAGGCUGUUCGCUUUGAAGAUAUCAAAGCCUGGUGUCUGGGAAGGCUGCCUAUCUUGAAAUGGGUGCCUGUCUACAACUGGAAGGAAAAUUUGGUUCCUGAUACUGUUUCUGGGAUGAUGCUAGCCAUCCAACAGGUGACUCAAGGGCUGGCCUUUGCUUUUCUGUCUUCAGUCCAUCCAGUUUUUGGUUUAUAUGGAUCUUUUUUCCCUGUCAUUAUUUAUGCCAUAUUUGGAAUGGGACGUCACGUUGCAACAGGAACUUUUGCUUUAACUUCCUUAAUAUCUGCCAAUGCAGUUGAGCGCCUUGUUCCUUCAGUCACAACUAAUUUCACUGCAAACAAUAAUUCAGGAAUUUUGGGUUUGUCAGAAUUUGAAAUGCAGAGGAUUGGAGUUGCAGCAGCAGUUUCAUUUCUAGGAGGAAUCAUUCAGGUAGCGAUGUUUGUGCUGCAGUUGGGCAGUGCCACUUUCUUGUUAACAGAACCCGUCAUAAGUGCCAUGACAACUGGAGCAGCUACACAUGUCGUGACUUCACAAGUGAAGUAUCUGCUGGGAAUGAAAAUGCCAUAUAUAUCAGGACCACUGGCAUUUUUUCAUAUUUAUGCCUAUGUGUUUGAGAAUAUCAGAUCAGUUCAGUUGGAGGCAUUACUUCUCUCCUUGCUGAGCAUUGUGGUACUGGUUCUUGUUAAGGAGCUGAAUGAAAAAUUUCACAGAAAGAUUAAAGUUGUCGUUCCCAUCGAUCUACUUUUGAUAAUUGCUACAUCCCUUGCUUGCUACUAUGCUGAUAUGGAAUACGUCUACAGGAUAGAAGUUGUGGGAAAUAUUCCUAAAGGGUUGCCAUCACCAAAAGCACCACCCAUGAGUGUCCUGCCUGAAGUAGUCACUGAAGCUUUUGGAGUGGCACUGGUUGGUUAUGUAGCCUCACUAGCUCUUGCUCAAGCCUCUGCUAAAAAGUUUAAAUACACUGUGGAUGACAACCAGGAAUUUUUGGCUCAUGGCCUCAGCAACGUGAUUCCUUCAUUUUUCUUUUGCAUACCAAGUGCCGCAGCGAUGGGACGGACAGCGCUUUUAUACAGCACGGGUGCCAAAACACAGGUGGCUUGCCUUAUCUCUUGUGUAGUAAUUCUUGUAGUGAUCUACACAAUUGGACCUCUGCUGUAUUGGCUUCCUAUGUGUGUGUUAGCAAGCAUUAUUGUUGUGGGCUUGAAGGGUAUGCUAAUGCAGUUCCGUGACUUAAAAAAAUACUGGAAUGUGGAUAAAAUAGACUGGAGCAUCUGGGUUAGUACCUAUGUGUUUACAAUAUGCUUUGCUGCUAAUGUGGGACUGUUGUAUGGCGUUGUCUGCACUAUAGCAAUUGUGAUUUUCCGCUUUCCCAGAGCAAAGACACUGAAUUUGAAAAAUAUGAAAGAAGUGGAAUAUAAAUAUAAAGCAGAAGAUAAUUGUGAAUCACUAAAACAGGUAAAAAUAGUUUCAGUCAACAGCCCAUUAGUCUUUUUGAAUGCCAGAAAAUUUCACGCUGACCUGUUAAAGAUAAUCCAGAAGGAUGGCAUGAACAGCCAGUGUGAGCAGAACACAUUGCUCUGUUCAUUUUCCAAUGGAAGUUGUCAUGGUGAGUUGGUGCAGCCAUGUCACAGUGAGCGACAUAUUUUGAUAUUAGACUGCAGUGGACUGAAUUUCUUUGACUACACUGGAGUCUCUGUGCUUCUUCAGAUUUACAUGGACUGUAAAAACAGAUACAUCGAUGUGUUGCUAGCACACUGCAAAGGUUCCUUGAUAAAAGCAAUGCAGUAUGGUGGAAAUCUUGACUCUGAAAAUCCUGUAUUUUUUGAAUCUAUUUCUUCAGCAAUUGAUGCCAUUCAGAUUCACAGGAAUUACAGCAAGUUCAGUGAACAGAGUGAAGUGUGAUGCCCAGCCAUUGAGCAUAGCGAGUUUCAUCUGCUCAUACUAAAAAUUAACUACAUCAUGGCUUCUCCUUCACUUUUUUCUCCAGUGGAUCUCAUAGAUGAUCUUUUGUAUGCCAUAUAUACUUAGUACAUUCAGUAACAACAGAGCUGCCUUUCAGAGAGAAAAAUCUUUCAGCUGCGAUCACUCAGAGAAUUUUAAUGCAAUUAUUCUAUAGUGGUUUUAUAAAAUAUUUUUAUAUACAUUUAGAUACAAAUUAUUAGAAAGCAGACAUGAGGUAAGGUACUGUGUUUACCAAUUAAGUGUAUUCUUUUAGAUAUCUUCUAUUGUAACAUUAGUUGUAACAUGCAUCUGUAGUUUUGUGUAUGGAAUAGAGACAUGAAUUCUUAAAAGAGUAUGUUAUAAUUGAUACAGGAUCUGCAGGAAGGUAUAUACCAAUGCAUACUUUUUUAUUAUGGCUUUACUUACUCUUUCCUCUGUUCAAGACAGCCAUAUGCAAUAACAGCAUCAUAUCACAGCUAUCAUAUGGUUCCCCUUUUUGUACUUGGUUUUGUAUGCUUUUUAAUGUCUUCCCAGAUUAGUAGGAGAACUUGCAAGUAUAUGCAGAAAAGGCAGACACAUGUUGACUAAGAACACUGUAUUGUCUCCCUCUAUAUUUGUUGUCUUGUGCUAUUAUGGUUUGCUACAUUUUCAAAGCCACAGGUAUUUUUUAGCCCAGUCUGAAGAGGAAAAACUGGGUUUUUUUUCCAAAACUUAUUCUUUUUUCCAGCACAUUUUUUCCAGUCUACAUUUCCAAUUUGAUCUCUGAUUUUGUUUUUUUGUGUUGAAAUCUUCAGCUGAGGCAGCCGAAAGGUGACAGUAGUGACACAUAAGGUGUGUGCCACACUUCAUCCACACUCCUGAUGUGCAGUAUACUCUGUGUGAGCACACAAAGUAGGUGGAGGAUCUCACAGGUUGAGUAUUUGGUUUAUAUUUAUGGGUUGUCAGCAAUUGUAUUAGAUUAUACUAUCACAUAUCUAUCAGGUUAUUUGGCAAUAUAUUAAGGCCUGAAGGGAGCCUAUAAGAAACAUAGAGAGAGACUAUUUGCAAAAGCAUGUCGUAAUAGGACAAGAGGGAAUGGCUUCAAACUGGAAUAGUAGGUUUAGACUAAAUAUUAGAAGGAAAAUUAUUUACUGUGACAAUGGUGAGGCACUAGAACAUGUUGCCCAGAGAAGUUAUGGAUGCCCUGACUCUAGAAGUAUUCAAGGUGAGGCUGGAGGGAACUUUCAGCAACCUGUUCUAGGGGAAGGUGUCCCUGGACAUGGCAGGGUGUUGGAAUCAGAUGAUCUUUAAAGGCCCUUCAAGCCUAGGCCAUCCUAUGAUUUUUCUCCUCUUGCCUUUGUCCCCUUAGGUGAACACCAUCAGUAAAAUGUGAGUUGAGCAAAAAGGAAUCAACAAAUGAGAAAGAUAAGGAAAUAGGGGGUUUUGGUUUUUUUUUUUUCAUCAGCUUAAAAAAUCUAUGGAAGAUAAAGGCUAAUGAAUAUGGCACAGCUAUAAUGGUCAUCUUACACUACAGAGAGAAGGGAAGUACAAGGAGGCUUUGUGCAGCUGACACAUAUAGGCAGAAUUUAGUUCUAAGCAUUCUGUUUUCAGCAGCAGUUACAUCUGUAUGCUUGUCUGGACCCUCCUUACUCUGUCUGCCCAAAGCUGCUGCCAGCAGGAGAUGAGAUGGCUCAUGAAGUCACUUUUGCAUCUCUGCAUAGUUAAGACAUUGAUAAGUUUUUCUUAAGUCUUGGUCACUCUGCACUAGUAGGUGAUAGUCGGAGAGAUCCAUGGGUUUUUUGCCCUUUCAAUUAUGAGUGACUCUUGAGUUAUUUCCUGCUUUGUCCCACAGAGGACCAGAAAUGUUCUGUACAAGUUCUUCUGAGACUGCUUUGGUAAUUACUAUGCAAAAGGCUGAUAAAUAACUGUGAGAAACUCAUUAUAUGCAGAAGAAAUAAAUUCUGUAUAUUGUCCCAAGCACAUUAAUUUCAGAUGCUGUAGUUGAUUGCAAAUGGCUCUUUACAUCACUGGACUCAGUAACAGGCUAUAACAUUUGAUUAAUAAUUUCCUGAAACAGUUCUAGUAAUUUAUUAACACUUUAGAAACUAUUUACAAUGUACUUUAAUUGUAGAAACAUCAAUUUUAUGUCACAGCUGAAUGGAGAUUUCUACUUAACUGCAAACUGAAUAAAUGAAUAAAUUGUAUCUUUUCUACUAGGUUCAGCAUUUGUUCUUUGACAGCUAAAUGUUUUUUCUUAAAAUUUAUAGAUUAAUUGAUUAAUGAAAUUGUUAAAAAUAGAGUCUUUAGCAAAGAUAACAUCAUUGACUUUUCAUGAGACUUUCGCUUUUAUUCUGAAUGAUCUUGUAAAUGGAACAACACAGAUACUUUUAAAAUUCCUUGUAGUAUUAGCCUUUUAAGAAACCUUCUGCAUUAAAUAAUACAUUAUGUAGCACUUAUCAAAACAGCUUCUAGUUUUUACUGCUUUCAAUAGGAAAAAAUUUUUGUUCAGUUAAAUGGCUAGUUUAGGGAAGAACAUGUAUCUCCCAUUAGCUCGAACCUUCCAACACCGGGCUUUGGAGUAAUAUUUCUGUAAACUAUUUUGCUAUAUAUAAUUAGUCUAAAUAGCUUUCCAUUUCUGAGAUUAUGCAUUGUUAAUUAUAUUCCAUGUCUGGAAAGUGGCAUCAGCAGAACAGUGUUUAAGGGACAUGUGAAGAUAACUGCACUUUCAAUUUCUUCUAAAAUACCUGUACUGAGUUUAAGCUCUUUGAAACCAGAACUGCUCUACAGAACUAUGGGCAGUGAGGGAGGGAUUGUGAUUUCUUUUCUUUUUCUUGGAAGAGCAAAUUGCAAAUUACAAAUUACUGAUGCAGUUUCCAUUUCUCCACCACCCACCCUUCUGAGCUACUGAUGUUUACUAAAAUGUGUGACUGCCUGGGAGGCUGUUGCCAUCAAACCUUGUGGACUGCCAGGUCCUGGGUAGUCAGCUGGUGGGAUGGGAGUUGCUUCAUGUGCUCCCUGAGUUGCUCUCUGUAAAUCCCUAGUGAUUAUGUGUUUGUGCCACUCACAGAGUCAAAUGAGAAACAACUGCUUCAUUCUUUGGUGAAGAUUUAAGGAAACACCCUCAGCCUUCUGGAUAAAGUAUUGGAGGCAAUCCCCACUAUCAAUUUCGAUAUUUCCCUCAGUGUUUUUUAUAUAUAGUGUCUGGCCUUCCUCUGGCUCUCAGAAUAAUUACGUAAAAUAUGGAAGCCCAACCCAAAACAUCACAAUUAGCUUCACUGGAAUAGAAUUAGAGUAACAUUUGAAAGAAACCAACAGUGAUCAUCUAGUCCAACUGAUGUUAUUAUAAAAGAAUAUCAUAUUUAGAAUAAGCCAUACUUAUUCUUCUGAUCCAGAAGGGCAAAGGGAGCCAAACUCAUCUUGUAGCAAAGAGCCUGCACAAAGUCUGUAUGUCCUUAUGGCUGUGCAGGCCUGGCCACUAUCCCAGUGGAGGUGAAUUACAGGCAGGAACCAUAAGGGGUUUAGUUAUCAGUGCUCUGCUGCUACAGCUUUGUUUACUUGAACAUCCCUAGGGACUCUCCAGAAUAAUGCAAGUUUCAUUAAGUGUGGUUACAUCUGUGAGCUUAUGCAGUGUUAGCAAUAAGAGCAAACUGUGGAGUUCCCUCUGUCCUCAGUGAUUUCUAAAGGUGCCAGCAGAGCCUUGAGAAGUCUCUCAUUAACAACCAGGUUUCAAGUAAUGAAACUAAUGAGUUUAUUACUCUUAGUAAGCAAUUCUGAAAAGCUAACCAUUCACUUUGAUACCUAUACGUUUGCUUCCUGUAUACUUAGAUGCUCAGAUUUUAUACUGCAAAAUUCAGUAUGUAAGAGUCACCAAGCUUUUGCAAAUCAGUGCUUCAAUUUUGCACAUUUAGUAUAUUCUGCACCUCACAGGAGAACUUUAAUAAAAGAUUGUUUUUUGCAGAGAUGGUCCAAAGUUAUCAGAGUUUAUAUAUCUACUUGACAUGUUCAGGAAUUUUUAGUUAUUUUAAGGAACUUAUUCUAUAUUUUAAAUAGUAACUCAUGUGAGUAAAGAGUGUUUCUCAACAUUUAAGAUUUGCUAACCAGAGUAUAUUAAAAUGAUGAUCUGAUCAUAUGCUUCUUAUAGAAUUUGUUUCACACAUUCCAAAACAAAGCAAUCAAUGAGGAAAAAAAGAGAGAGCAAACUGAUGUUAAAGAAUGAGUAUAAUGGCAAUUAAAAAUUAGGCAUAAAAUAUGUAAUAAGGAAAAGACUGUUAACAUUAUAUUUAUGCAAAUUAAAUGUUUCUAAUUCUUGUCAUAUGUCUUUCAUUUUAAAGGUUAUUUGCCCUGGUUCUAUGAUUCAAGUGUCACAAGGUCUGGCUGUAGCUGCUUUGACAUAAUUUAUUUGACAGCUCUGUGUGUCAUAAAUAUAUAAUGUAACAAGGAAAGGUAUCUUCACUGUUGAAUGAAAACAUUAAUGUGUCAAUACUGUGUAUGAAUACUGUUUGACAUUUACUAGUUUCAAAAAUAAAAUACACAGUAUGCCUUGAAAAUAUGGUAUUCCUAUUUUUGGAAGAUACUUUCUUUGUCUACAGGAACUCAUAAAUAAAUGAAGGAGCACAGUUCCAGAGUGAAUGCUAAAUGGUGCCUUCAUCAUUAAGAUAGAUUUUACUAAAGAUCACAUAAUCUGUAUGGUUCCGUAUGUUUUAUAAUGAUUUGAAAUAUUUUUUCUUUUUCUGUUUCUGUGUAUUAGCAUAUGCAAUAAUAAAUUUAUACUGAAAUAAAUUGAAAUAUGAGACAAUUUGCAUGUAGAAGGAUGAAAAUGCCCUCAUUAUUUUAAUUCUUUUUUUUUACAUUCUGUACUAGCCACUUCGUUAAGAGAUAUGCUGCCUUCUCCAACCUCAAAAUGUAUUAAAUCUUAACAAUGAAAAAAGAGAA